Paramuricea clavata is the source of this 345-nucleotide messenger RNA. The record is from the annotation of a GenBank genome assembly. NCBI's taxonomy places the organism in Eukaryota, Metazoa, Cnidaria, Anthozoa, Malacalcyonacea, Plexauridae.
AUGACAGAGAAGCCAAACCUGCCACCACUGAAGCAAGGUGAGAUGGUGAGAAUCUACGACCAAAAGAAGUUGAUGUGGGGAGAAAAGGCAACGGUGAAAGAAAAGAUUGCACCUCGUUCGUACAUAGUGGAAACCAAGGACAAAGUUCAAUACAGACGAAACAAGAAACAAUUGAGAAAAAUUACCUCGGAAGUCCAAGACGGAAAUGAUAAAAAUGUAAGCACAACGAAACGAGCGGAGAAACAAGUUGAGACAAAGUCGUUACCCUCGAAUGAAGUAUCAAGAGACAGAUCAAGAUAUGGUAGAACAAUAAAGAAACCUCGUAGAUAUGAACAAUACACUUAA